Aspergillus wentii DTO 134E9 is the source of this 2680-nucleotide messenger RNA. It is a transcript of the gene has1, whose product is annotated as ATP-dependent RNA helicase HAS1. Gene Ontology annotation, biological process: maturation of LSU-rRNA from tricistronic rRNA transcript (SSU-rRNA, 5.8S rRNA, LSU-rRNA). Bases 472 to 2280 code for a protein of 602 amino acids. Gene Ontology annotation, cellular component: nucleolus. The transcript has 4 exons. The record is from RefSeq and is a predicted model, not a curated record. Gene Ontology annotation, molecular function: ATP binding; nucleic acid binding; RNA helicase activity. NCBI's taxonomy places the organism in Eukaryota, Fungi, Ascomycota, Eurotiomycetes, Eurotiales, Aspergillaceae.
AUUAAACUUAAGGAUGCUGCACUUUAUAAGCGACGCAGCAAGGCGACAGGACAGUAGCGUUUCUGCAGCCUGUCUUCCUGUCUCAAACUAAUCUAUCAUAGUCUACAGUAAUAGCCAUCAAAAGUAUCUCCAGGCACCAUGGAUAACCGAUAUUCGUACCGACUUCUGCGUAUGGACACGGAUGAAUGGAUGUCUUGUGCCUUAUCUUAAUGCCUACAUAGAUGCCUGAAAGUUAGAUGCCUCGAUCGGUACCUGGUGCCUAAGGUUAAUAUCUAUAUUUCUGCCUUAUUUAUCAGGCUUUAAAAUAGCUUAUCAGCAUAUCACCACGUGACGCGGAGGUUGCCAGAACUUUCACCGACCGAAGAAAAAAAAAAGAAAAAGAAAAAAAAGAAGUUAUCGCGGAUAAUUUUUCAAACACUGACCAACGCAUCACACACCUUUUUUUAUUGUCUGUAAAAAAAGGUCGUCAAAAUGCCAAUCCCAGUGGACACUGCCAAGGACAUCUCGAAGAAGAGAAAGAGAAGACACGGCGCCGGUGCGCGAGCAGAAAACGAUGAUACCCCGAAGCCAACCGUCACCGAGUCCCCCGUCGCGAAGAAGGCUGCCAAGUCGAGUGGAAAAUCCAAGAAGGAAGCCUCGAAGAAGCGCAAAGUGAACCAUUCUUCUGGUGAUGAGGAGAGCGAGGAGGAGGUAGAGGCUGUUGAGGAGAAGGGUGAGGAGGACGACAAUGAAGAGCAAUCCGAGGCCGAGGAUGGAGACGACAAGGAUAAUGUUGCCGACCUUCCUUCGGCGGAUGCUGUUACUCUACCACAGAUGGGCACCGAGCCGCAAAAGUUUACGGAAUUGAAUCUGUCCGACAAGACGAUGAAGGCUAUUCAGGAUAUGGGUUUCGAGACCAUGACUGAGAUUCAGCAGCGAACAAUUCCUCCCUCGCUGGCUGGACGGGAUGUUCUGGGCGCUGCGAAGACUGGUUCUGGAAAGACGCUGUCGUUUUUGAUUCCCGCUGUUGAGAUGCUGAGUGCUUUGCGAUUCAAGCCCAGAAAUGGUACUGGUGUUCUCGUCGUCUCGCCCACCCGAGAGUUGGCCCUGCAGAUCUUCGGUGUCGCCCGAGAGCUCAUGGCUCACCACUCGCAGACAUACGGUAUCGUCAUUGGAGGCGCAAACCGACGCGCUGAGGCAGAGAAGCUCACCAAGGGUGUUAACCUGCUGAUUGCUACCCCCGGACGUUUGCUCGACCACCUCCAGAACACCCCCGGAUUCGUGUUCAAGAACAUGAAGACUCUGGUCAUCGACGAGGCUGAUCGUAUUCUGGAAGUCGGUUUCGAAGAUGAGAUGCGCCAGAUUAUUAAGAUCCUCCCCGCCGAGGAGAGACAGACUAUGUUGUUCUCUGCCACCCAGACCACCAAGGUCGAGGAUCUGGCCCGGAUAUCGCUGCGACCCGGCCCGCUCUACAUCAACGUGGACCACCGAAAGGAGCACAGUACGGUGGAGGGAUUGGAGCAGGGAUACGUUCUCUGUGAGGCUGACAAGCGUUUCUUGCUUCUUUUCUCCUUCUUGAAGCGCAACCUUAAGAAGAAGAUUAUUGUUUUCUUCUCCAGCUGCAACUGUGUCAAGUACCACGCGGAGCUCCUCAACUACAUUGAUCUGCCCGUGCUUGAGCUGCACGGCAAGCAAAAGCAGCAGAAGCGAACCAACACUUUCUUCGAGUUCUGCAACGCAUCACAGGGAACUUUGAUCUGUACUGACGUUGCUGCCAGAGGUUUGGAUAUUCCUGCUGUGGACUGGAUUAUCCAGUUUGACCCUCCGGAUGACCCGCGUGACUACAUCCACCGUGUCGGUCGAACCGCUCGUGGUGCCAACGGAAAGGGACGCAGUCUGAUGUUCCUGCAACCGUCGGAGGUUGGCUUCCUGAAACACCUGAAGGAGGCACGUGUUCCUGUCGUCGAGUUUGAGUUUCCCGCCUCGAAGAUUGUCAACGUGCAGUCUCAGCUGGAGAAGCUUAUUGGCCAGAACUACUAUCUCAACAAGUCCGCCAAAGAAGGAUAUCGCUCCUACAUUCAAGCGUACGCCUCGCAUUCCCUGCGUUCCGUGUUCGACGUGAACAAACUGGACCUGGUCAAGGUGGCCAAGGGAUUCGGAUUCUCCGCACCACCACGCAUUGACAUCCAGCUGGGAGCAAGUCUCAGCCGGGACAAGAAGCAGCCACAAGGACGACGGAACUACGGCAGCCAGCCCGGCAAUAAUAAGGGACUGAAGUUCAAGCGACGCAACGACGACUAAUCUGAGGGUGGUAAUCAAAAGCAAAGCACAAAAAGCGACUUGUUUGACAUGAGAUGGCAUUAUUUAUAUCUUUUUGGUAUUCGGAGUUUAGCCUGUGGAUAUAGGAUUGUUUAGUCUUUAUGAUAUUGUAACUAUUGACAGUCUUGAGCCUGUAGACAGGGAUAGCUGCGAGGGCUGAGAUGAAAGCCUAGCUUUGAGUAUAUUUAGAACGUCAGGAUGAUAGGUAAUCUGUCAGAUCUAAUCAAGCUAGGAAUGCAGUAAAGCUAUAGAUCUGUAAGGUACGUGGACUAGUACCUGCACAUAAAUGAUAUGAAGCUGUAGACUACACCGUUGUGAGUUGCCUGAUGAGUGCCUGGUAGGUGUUAAUAUGGAGUAAUAUGCCGUUCCAUGGAUGAGUCUG